GACAAAAUACGUCAUCUCAUAAAAAAAGGUUCAUAUAUGAAUUGAUACUAUAUCUUGUAAUAUCGUGUCAAUUAUUCCAAAAACUAGAAAUCAAAAAUCCGUAUUUCAAGCAUUAAACCUAUUUUUCCCGAAACAUGAAGAAAACUUGCGAAUUGCAGGAGCUGUUCGAUGGCCUGAGCCAGACUUUUGCCAAAUAUAAGAACUCGCGCAAUUAUGAAAUGGUCCAGAUCCUGAAUCGGGUGCGCUGCUGCGAGUGUGGCCACAAAAUGAGAGUUAAUAAGGCCCGACAGAUAAUGCCACGAUGUCCGACAUCCACGUCCAAGGAUCUUCGGACCCGCUAUCUCGUCAUCUUUUGCUUCCUUCUGCUAUUUUUGAUCUCAAUAUAUACGGUUCAUGUGGCUCGGAGAUAUAAUCAUGUGCGGGCCUAUGGGAGUAGUGCCUGCGUAUCGACCUUCUUUUAUACCUAUACCGAUUGCGAUGUGUUCUACUAGUGACUCCACUUAUAACCUUCACUUA
Molecule: messenger RNA, 516 nt
Organism: Drosophila elegans
Lineage: Eukaryota; Metazoa; Arthropoda; Insecta; Diptera; Drosophilidae
Exons: 1
Coding region: 135-491 (118 amino acids)
Source: RefSeq, a predicted model, not a curated record